Penicillium mononematosum is the source of this 2007-nucleotide messenger RNA. RefSeq lists its product as uncharacterized. Lineage: Eukaryota; Fungi; Ascomycota; Eurotiomycetes; Eurotiales; Aspergillaceae. The record is from RefSeq and is a predicted model, not a curated record. The transcript has a single exon. The coding region runs from base 1 to 2007 and encodes 668 amino acids.
AUGUCAGCGUAUCCAUUUGAGGUGCUGGUCAACUCCGGCAGCAUCGGCGGCAAUGGUGGAGGCGAGGUCGGGAUUCUCGCAAAAACGGGUGGCCUCGUGGAGAAAGUUGGUGUUUGGGCGUCUGGCAGAGACAUCAUAGGUGUUUCCGUCCAAUUCACCAACGACGAGGAGAAACAGCAGAUGGGGUCCGGGAAAUGGGGCGACUAUUCCGAAUUCAUCUUCGAGGCAGCUGAGACUGUCAAAUCCCUUAGCCUGUGGGGCAACGGAAAAGGCACAAACCUCGGACGGAUCAAGUUCACCACUUCGACUGGACGUUCCUUCGAUUGCGGUGGUCAUAACGGCAAAGAUGAAUUUCCCCAGGAUGUCGGCUCUGGACUUUGGGUCGGCAUCAAGGGAAGAUGCGGAGGAACAGUCGAUAUGUUGGGUGUGUACUUUCUGAAGAAGGUCGCUUCCAUGUCGAUGAAGGAUGUCAAGUUCAAGAACGACCCCACCGGCACCAGCAACGGUAUCAAGUCGAAGUCGGUCAAGUCAUCGCAGUUUCCAUGGCAAGGAAAGCCGUACGACUACAAAUUCGACAUGCCCCGACUUGAGAAAGAGUCCCAUACCGUUACCGAGACCAGCUCGCAAAAAACUUCUUUGGCCCUCGGCUUUCGAGAGCAGUGGAGCGGUGAGGUGAAUCUGUACAUCACAAAAACGACAUUGGAGCUUGAAUCCUCUCAAACGAUCGAGCACUCAUGGACCAAAGAAAAGUCAACGGCGGACACUAUUGAGACCACGGAGGGUGUGACAUCCGGGGCAAGUGGCCAUAUUGCAGGACCCGGAGACGGAGUGAUUGUUGAAGCUGUAACGUACGCUGGCCAACUCGACCUCGAAUACACGGCGACCAUUGUGGUGAAAAUGGCAAGCGGGGCCACCUAUAAUAUUCCAACAACAGGAACCAUGAAGAAGGUUGCCUAUUCGAAGGUCUAUAUGAGUGUUAGACCCAUCAGUGAGGAUUCAACUCUUCCUCCCGGGGAGUCCGAGAGCAGAUCUGCGGAUGAUCAGCAGUUCGACAGCAGUCAUGAAGAGAGAGCUGCUGAUAAGACUCAGGAUGAAGAAACCGCCUGGUCUCCCCGAGAUGAAGAGGAUAAUGGAUACAACCAGUACAACACCAACCCAAAUGGGAACCGGGAUGAUGAGCCAUUUGAGAACCCAGACCAAAGUCGGGACCAGGAAGAUGAAGGUCAAGAAUCUUCUGACUGGCAACAGGGUCUGGAGUACAACCAACUCGAGGAAGAAGACGAAAACGGCGGUUGGCAAGGGCAAGAAAACAACGACCGCAAGAACGAUAGUGAAAACGAAGAGAGGUCGUACGGCAGAAGAAACCAUGACGCCGAGGUCCAAACGCUCGAGGAUGAACAACAGGGGUAUCAGACAUCGGACCGAUGGAGCAACGAUCGCAACAAGGAAGAUAAUAUUGAGGAGCGGUCAUACACCAAAAGAGAUCAGGAAAACGAAGAACGAAUCCAAAACGAGCAGGGUGAUCUUAGCUCGGAGCGAUGGAACCAAGACCAAGAAUACGACAACCGCGAUAGCCAGAACGAGAGAGAAGAGAUAGCAUACAACCAAAGAGACCAAGAAGACGAGCAGCCGGCCCAAGACGAGCAGGAGAAUCUGAGCUCAGAGCAAUGGGGUCGAGAUCAUGAAUACAACGUCCGCAGCGAUGAGAAUGAAGAAGAGAGCCCAUACAACAGAAGAACCGAAACCAACGAAGACGAGGAAGAAAAUAAUCGUCAAGCGUCACAAUGGAACCAAGAUCAACCCGACGAGAAUCAGGCCUAUGGCUUUGACGGCACGAAAGAAGAAAAUUCCAACCAGAGUCGUUUCCAAAACGAACAAGUCGGAGAUUACACCACUUCUCGCGGUCAGGAUGAGAGAUAUGGCGAAGAACAAGAGUACGGUCGUGGCUACGGGUUUGCUCAGGACGAAAGCCAGACACGUUACAAUGAGUUCUCCGCCAGAGGGUGA